GCCGAGGCACUGCACACAACCCGCCCCUCCUAUUGGCCAGUUCAUCGUGCACCGCGCCUCUGAUUCACUCAAGAUGGCAGCCACGCUCGGUCUGAAGCGGCCGCGGCUGAUACCAUGGAGGUUAUGGCAGGCGUGGGGAGCUCCACAAGAUUCGACAUCGGGCCUGGGCCUGGGAGCGAGGACUUAUUCCCGGGGCGACGGCCCAUACUCGCGCACGGUGCUCUAUGAGCUGCUCGGCGUCCCUUCCACUGCCACACAGGCGCAAAUCAAGGCGGCCUACUAUCGGCAGAGCUUCCUCUAUCAUCCCGACCGCAACUCGGGGAGCGCCGAGGCUGCCGAGCGCUUCACGCGCAUCUCCCAGGCCUACCUGGUGCUGGGCAGUGCCACACUCCGUCGCAAGUAUGACCGCGGCCUGCUUAGCGACGAGGACCUGCGCGGACCUGGCGUCCGGCCUUCCAAGACGCCCUCAGCUGACCCUGCCCCGUCCCGCGCCCCGCCGGCCGCCUCUCGGGCCUACGGUGGUGGUCGCGCCGCUCCGGGCGCCAACCGCACCAUGUUCGACUUUGACGCUUUCUAUCAGGCGCACUACGGGGAACAGCUAGAGCGCGAACGGCGUCUAAGGGCCCGGCGGGAGGCCCUUCGCAAGCAGCAGGAGGACCGGGCCAAGAAGGACUUCGACUGGGACGAGAUCCGAGACACGGUGUUAAUUUUCUUUUUCUUCACAAUCUUCGUCAUCAUCGGCUUUCGUAUUUAAUCGGAGAGAGGAGGGAAGGGGAGCAGCCCCAUCCAGCCCCAAGAAAACGACUUUCCAUAGUCUACCUCUGCUGGGGACCGAAGGAACUGCACACCCUCGCCCUCCCCCACCCGCCCAUCUUAGCCAGUGACCUGCACAUCCCUCCCCUUCGUCCAGAAAAGGAGGCUUGUGAUGGCCUAAGAGGCCCCAAGCUGAAGAGUCCCGAAAGCCCGGGAGUGAAGGGUUUUCUGGAGUCCCGUGGGUGCCUGCUUCCAGAGGUUGCCUUCCCGGUGUUGUUAACUUCUGGAACUCUUGCUCUGGUUUUAUCGUAAAGCCCUGAGCAAGCUUUGUCUUCUCCUGCCCCAUGUUUGUACCAUGGGGUUCCUCUGUAACCUUGAAACGUGCAAUGUGACCAAUUGUUGGCUGCCAAAAGAAAAUGGGGUUGUGAGAAA
Galeopterus variegatus (Sunda flying lemur) is the source of this 1185-nucleotide messenger RNA. It is a transcript of the gene DNAJC30, whose product is annotated as DnaJ (Hsp40) homolog, subfamily C, member 30. The coding region runs from base 74 to 754 and encodes 226 amino acids. The record is from RefSeq and is a predicted model, not a curated record. Lineage: Eukaryota; Metazoa; Chordata; Mammalia; Dermoptera; Cynocephalidae. The transcript has a single exon.